UACAUUUGCUCCGCAGCUCUCACCUGUGCCCCCCACCAUGGAAGAAAUGAGGAACGCUGCCCUCCAGACACAGAAGCCCAUAAAGACUGAGUGGAAUUCCCGGUGCGUCAUUUUCACCUAUUUCCAAGGGGACAUCAGCAGCGUAGUGGAUGAACACUUCUCCAGAGCUCUGGGCAAUGUCAAGAGCCCCCAGGGAGCGAGCCCCUUGAGUCCGAGUGAAGAUGUGAUCCUGAAAAAUGAUAGUGACAUGCCUCCCAAUCAAUGGCGUUUCUCUUCUCAGUGGACGAAGCCACAGCCAGAAGUAUCUUUUGAAAAUGGUGCCGCCAACUGCAGCUUGGAAGGGUUUGGUUCCGCUGCCACGGAGCCGUUCCUGAUGCCCCUGACCGAGAGCCCUUCCACCCAGCAUGAGGAGCUGUGGUCGUUCUCCGCAGCCAGCCCUGGCUCCCCAGAGCCUGGCUACCCUCCGGCCUUUUCUGAGGGGCACCUGCUUCCAGAUCCUCAGCAGGACGAGAACUAUGAGCCCUUCCUAAGUCUCCUCCAGCAAGACCGAUGCCUAGCCCUUCCUCAGGAACCCACCUCCUGGGAGGAUUACAACUCGGCCCAGAUUGCCGGAAGCGCGGGGGUGCUCUUCAAUCUGCCUCACAGCUUCGCUCACUAUAAGAAAGUAUAUUCCUCCCCAGAUCGCGGACCUGCCAGUACCAGCCUUGCAAGUGAAAAAACCCAGCGUCCAGAGUCAAGUAAAGAUCUGUUCUUUUAUUGAAUUUCGGUUUGAA
Messenger RNA from Talpa occidentalis (Iberian mole), 773 nucleotides. RefSeq names its product vestigial like family member 1 (gene VGLL1). The transcript is spliced from 4 exons. Bases 38 to 760 code for a protein of 240 amino acids. Gene Ontology annotation, biological process: regulation of transcription by RNA polymerase II. The record is from RefSeq and is a predicted model, not a curated record. Gene Ontology annotation, cellular component: nucleus. Lineage: Eukaryota; Metazoa; Chordata; Mammalia; Eulipotyphla; Talpidae.